UUCUAAGGAACGUCAAGGAAACUGCCUCUUUUCAAUGGCCUCUAGCGACUAAAUCAAAAGCAAGUCUGGAUAGUAUAAUACAUGGAUUUAAGAGUCAAUGUAGAGGUGGUUACUCGGGAACAGUGGGGAGCAGUAGCCCCUCGAUGCCGGGAGACCCUUAAGUGUCCUGCUCAAAGAGUUGUCAUACACCACACUGCACUGUUGCACUGCGGGUGCAUCCGAGAAUGUAUGGACCAGCUCAUCCACAUACAGACAAUGCAUAUGCAGGAUAGGAACUUUGAUGACAUUGGAUACAACUUUCUUAUUGGGGGAGAUUGCACAGUGUAUGAGGGGCGAGGCUGGGGUGUUGUGGGUGCACAUACCAAGGACAAUAACCGUGACUCUUUGGGCAUUGCCCUCAUGGGCAACUUCAACAAUGAGAGCCCCAGUCCAGCAGCCCUGUCAUCUGUUAAACGGCUCCUGCAGUGUGGGGUUUCCCAGGGGCAUUUGCACCCUGGAUUUACCCUGCUUGGGCAUAGAGACCUGGGGGACACCGAAUGUCCUGGGGAGAGACUAUAUGCUGCACUAAAACAUCUAAAAUUUCCCUGAACAUAACCUCUUCCACAGGCUCAAUUGCUACUGGUUCGACAGAGAGAGAGUCGGGUGGUGAAAGAGAUUACCCUGAACAGCACACUGAACAUUUUGGGACUUCCUUGUGUGUUUUUAAACCACUAGAUGGGGCAAUGACGCUUUAUCGUAGCCAUGGCCUAUAACGCAUACUCUUUUUUCACAAGCAUUUCACUACACCCGCAAUAACAUCUGCUAAACACUUGUAUGUGACCAAUAAAAUUUGAUUUGAUAAUGGAGUUUCCCAAACUCAGUCCUGCCCCCCUGGGUGCACGUUUUUGUUUUUGCCCUGGCACUACACAGCUGAUUCAAAUGACCAACUCACCAUCAAGUUUUGAUUAUUUGAAUCAGCUAUGUAGUGGACCAUUAGACCACUUUAUAUAUCUGUGUUUUGUAGAGGACAUACGUGGGCAAUGUACAGUUUGUCAGAUUGAUGAUUUGGCAAUUGAUGUGCAAGCGGCUUCAGAAAUCUGUUGUAAAUCGCCACCCAUUCAGUGUAAUUGUAGAGGCAAAAUAUUAAGGUUGUAAAAUGCGUCUGUUUAGAUUAGACUAAACAUUAUUAUUUAUUUGGGUAUUCACAUAAAAUUGUCCACAUACCAUUAUGUUCCUUUUUCUAUGAGUGUGCUGCUAUAAGGUGUUCUAGGAAAUAAGAACUGAGAAGGGUGUAAGGGUAACUUACACUGAGUAAAUAAAUAAAAAAUAUGCUGC
Molecule: messenger RNA, 1314 nt
Organism: Salvelinus namaycush (lake trout)
Lineage: Eukaryota; Metazoa; Chordata; Actinopteri; Salmoniformes; Salmonidae
Product: peptidoglycan recognition protein 1-like
Exons: 4
Coding region: 82-588 (168 amino acids)
Biological process (GO): peptidoglycan catabolic process; innate immune response
Molecular function (GO): peptidoglycan binding; zinc ion binding; N-acetylmuramoyl-L-alanine amidase activity
Source: RefSeq, a predicted model, not a curated record